Molecule: messenger RNA, 4249 nt
Organism: Bacillus rossius redtenbacheri
Lineage: Eukaryota; Metazoa; Arthropoda; Insecta; Phasmatodea; Bacillidae
Product: ATP-binding cassette sub-family C member 4-like
Exons: 25
Coding region: 168-4124 (1318 amino acids)
Biological process (GO): transmembrane transport
Cellular component (GO): membrane
Molecular function (GO): ATP hydrolysis activity; ATP binding; ABC-type transporter activity
Source: RefSeq, a predicted model, not a curated record
CUUUCAGUGAGUUGGGACCAUAGUCAGCUCAACGCUGGAUAACUUAUUAUCUUCUACAUAUAUUUUUCCCUUCAUUGAAGUUUCAACAUUUUUUCGUCUACUUGGUUCUCGAGGUAUGAACACAUUAAACGAGAAAAAUAUAUUUUCACGUCGAUAACUCAAAACUCAUGGACAACACCAAGAAAAAAUCAAAUCCAAAUCCUGUCCAAAAUGCCAACAUACUAUCUAAAAUAUUUUUGUGGUGGAUGAAAAAUUUUCUCUGGACGGGCUUCAAAAGAGAUUUGGAGCAAGGUGAUCUCUAUGACGUCAUUCCCAGCGACAGCUCUUCGUACCUCGGAGAUCAACUCGAGAGGCAUUGGAACGACGAGCUCAGAAUGGCCAAACAAAAAGGAAAGGACCCAAGUCUGCUCGGGGCGAUCUGGAAUACUUUCGCCAAGCAGUACAUAUUCUGUGGAGUUCUGAACGUGUUGUUUACCUGUGUCACAAGGGUGAUCCAGCCCACCCUGCUGAAGAAGGUGAUCGAGUUCUUCAACCCGGGCAGCGCCAUGACCCAGCAAGAAGGCCUCCUGUUCGGCGCAGGCCUGGUCCUCAACGGCAUCGUCACGUUCGUGAUCGUGCACCACGCCUUCCUCAGCGCCUGCGUGGUCGGCAUGCGGAUAAGGGUGGCGUGCUGCUCGCUUAUGUACAGGAAGGUGAUGCGGCUGAGCAAGACCUCGUCCGGCAAGACGACGACGGGUCACCUCGUGAACCUCAUGUCGAACGACGUGAACCGCUUCGACAUGGCGACGCAGUUCCUGCACUACCUGUGGAUCACGCCGCUGCAGGUGGUCAUCGUCACGUACUUCCUGUGGGACUACGUGCAGCUGUCGGCGAUCGUCGGCAUCGUGUCGCUCUUCGCCCAGACCGUGCCUGUGCAGAGUUACAUCAGCAAGAAGAUAGCCGACUUGCGGGAGUUGGUGGCGGUGCGCACCGACGAGCGGGUGCGCCUGAUGAGCGAGAUCGUGUCCGGGGUGCAGGUCAUCAAGAUGUACGCGUGGGAGAGACCGUUCGCUAACUUGGUGGCCCUUUCCAGGAAAUCUGAAAUGAAUGUGGUGAAGAAAGCAUCGUACCUAAAAGGUGCUAAUAUGUCGUUCAUGAUGUUCACUGAAAGAAUUUCGCUUUUCUUCACUCUUCUGUCUUACUACUUAUUUGGUAACAUCAUUACGUCAGACAGGGUGUUUUCUAUAGCCCAAUUCUUCAACGUCACCAAUGUGAGUUUGGCAAUAUUGUGGCCUUUCGCUCUUACAAGCUAUGCGGAGGCCAAAGUGUCUAUAGGCCGAAUAGAAGAGUUCCUGAAGCAGGAGGAGAGAGAGGACCCUCCAGCUCUGCCCAGUCCGAGAGGCGCGGAGGAGAAGAUGGGACUAGUCGGGGCGGUCGUCGUGAGAGGACACGCCAAGUGGGAGUCGACGGAGCAAGAAGAUACUCUACACGACGUUUUCCUCGACGUGAAGCCGGGAACGCUGUGCGCCAUAAUAGGUCCCGUUGGAUCGGGAAAGAGCUCGCUGCUGCACGUGCUCCUGAGGGAGCUGCCCCUGCACAGCGGCUCAGUCCAGGUGGAGGACGACGUGUCGUACGCCUCGCAGGAGCCGUGGUUGUUCGUGGGCUCGGUGCGCAGCAACAUCCUGUUCGGCCAGCCCUACGAGCCCAGGAGGUACCAGGAGGUGGUGAGGGUGUGCGCCCUGCAGAGGGACCUGGAGCUGUUCCCGCACGGCGACAAGACCAUCGUGGGCGAGCGGGGCGUGUCCCUCAGCGGGGGCCAGCGGGCGAGGAUCAACCUGGCCAGGGCGGUGUACCGGAAUGCUGACCUGUACCUCCUGGAUGACCCUCUCUCGGCCGUGGACACCCACGUGGGCAAGCACUUGUUCGACAUGUGUCUGCGCGGCUACCUGGCCUCCAAGACCCGCAUUCUCGUCACACACCAGCUGCAGUACCUCAAGGAUGCAGACCUCAUCGUCAUAAUGAGAGACGGUCGGGUCGAGAGGCAAGGCAGCUACAGCGAGAUGCUGAGCAGCGGCCUGCACUUCGCCGAGCUGCUGCCCGAGCUGAGCGCUGAGGCCGACCACGACGACGGCGAACUGCAGGACACGCACGAGCUGAAGACGAUCCCCCGCACCCGGCAGCCGUCCAUCAAGUCGACGACGAGCGGCCUGGUGGCGGAGCAGGAGCUGCUGGACCCGGAACUGGAGGACGAGCUGCAGACGUCGGGCGCCGUCGCGUGGGGCACGUACGCCAGCUACGCGCGCGCCGCGGGCAGCUGGUGGUACUCGCUGUACGUGCUGGCCGUCAUGGGGGUGUCGCAGGCGCUGCUCAGCGCCGUCGACUUCUGGUCCAGCGCCUGGACUACGAUGGAAGAGGAAAGGAUGUUCCACUACGAGGUGGACGGCAACUCCACGGAACCUCUGGCGGAGUUCGUGUCCAGCGCCUACUCCUUGACCACCACCAACGCCCUCGUCGUCUACGCGGUGCUGCUGGCGCUGUGCGUGGUGCUGGUCGCGUACCGGUCCGUGCUCACGUACAUGUUCUGCAUGCGCGCCUCGGUCAGGCUGCACGACACCAUGUUCCGCAACAUCCUCAGGGCCAAGAUGAGGUUCUUCGACACCAACCCCUCGGGCCGCAUCCUCAACCGCUUCUCCAAGGACAUGGGCGCCAUCGACGAGCUGCUGCCGAGGGCCAUCGGCGAUGUGUCCAUGAUAUUUUUGAUGAUGUUCGGGAUUCUGGCGAUGGUACUCUUGGUCAACUACAUCAUGAUCGCGCCCAUGCUUGUGGUCGCCGUGCUGUUCGUGUCGAUAAGGAUGUUCUACGUGGCGUCUGCAAGAAGUCUGAAGCGACUCGAGGGCAUCACCCGAAGCCCUGUGUUCUCGCAUCUGUCAGCCUCCAUCAACGGCCUCACCACCAUACGGUCCUGCAAGGCCCAGGACAUGGUCUGCAAGGAGUUCGACGACUACCAGGACCGACACACAUCCGCUUGGAAUCUAUUUCUGAAUUCAAACGCAGCAUUUGGCGUGUGGGUCGACAACUUCAGCAACGUAUUCAUCGGGAUCAUUGCAUUCACGUUCUUGCUUUCUCCUGAAGGCACGUUCGGCGCCGGCGUGGGGCUCGCCCUGUCGCAGGCGCUCAUGCUGACGGGCUUCGUGCAGUACGGCAUCCGCAUGUCCACGGAGCUGGUGAGCCAGGUGACGUCCGUGGAGCGGGUGCUGGAGUACACCCGCCUCGACACGGAGCCGGCCCUCGAGUCGCCGCCAGAUAAAAAGCCUCCGUCAGAUUGGCCUCAGGAAGGAUGUAUAAGAUUUCUAAAAAUGUCCCUCAGCUACAACGAAAAUGACCCUCCUGUUCUUAAAGAACUGGAUUUCACCAUCCUUCCUACACACAAGGUGGGCAUCGUGGGUCGCACGGGCGCCGGCAAGACGUCGCUGAUCUCGGCGCUGUACCGCCUCGCCGACCUGCACGGCUCCGUGCUCAUAGACGGCGUGGACACGCAGGCAGUUGGCCUGCACGACCUCAGGCAGCGCAUCUCCAUCAUCCCUCAGGAGCCGGUGCUGUUCUCGGCCUCCGUGCGCGAGAACCUCGACCCCUUCGGCGAGUUCGACGACCACCUGCUGUGGAGCGCGCUGGAAGAGGUGGAGCUGAAGGAGUCGGUGGGCUCGCUGGACUUCCACGUGAACGAAGGAGGGUCCAACUUCAGCGUCGGCCAGAGGCAGCUGGUGUGCCUGGCCAGGGCCAUCCUCAGGAACAACAGGAUACUCGUGAUGGACGAGGCGACCGCCAACGUCGACCCUCAGACUGACUCGCUGAUUCAGAAGACCAUAAGGUUGAAGUUCAAGGACUGCACGGUGCUCACCAUCGCCCACAGACUCAACACCAUCAUGGACUCCGACAGGGUGUUGGUGAUGGACGCUGGGAGGAUGGUGGAGUACGAUCAUCCACACUUACUUCUGCAAAACAAGAACGGACACUUUUACAAAAUGGUACAGGAAACGGGCCCAGCGACUGCUCAGAAAUUACAUGAAAUAGCAUCUCAGGAGUACGAGCUCACGCAGCGCACGAAAGUAACUAAGGUUCACGAAGAACAGGUCACAAAGUUAUAGGUAGUGACAUUCGCCUCGAGAUGGCAGAAUCUCCAAGUGCAGCGUUGUUCAAACCACGUGUGUUUUCACAAUAUUGUACUACAGUUAUUUAAGUAAAACAAUUUUUGACCACCUUUUGUUUCAAA